GGCGGACAGCAGAAGAGUGCCUUAGGAAGAAGAUCCUUUUAUUGAUUUUAUUCAAAACCAGAUCGGGCCUCAGUUGUCAGAGGUAGCCACUGGUGGGGUGUCUAAUACAGGAGCAGAAUUGUUCCUGGAGAAGAAUGAUGACAGUAGAUCUGAAGGUGGCUGACUUCUUGAACCCUCAGAUCAGAGCUCUUUGGGAGACCAAGGGACCUGUGGCAGAGAACGCCAGUCAGCAUAAGAAACAUGCCCCACAGAUGGACAGUCUCAGUCCUGAGAGGUCUCACCAGCACUUCCGGAACUUCCUCUAUCAUGAAGCAGCUGGACCCCGGGAGGUAGUUGACCAGCUUCAAGAAUUAUGUCGUCGGUGGCUGAGGCCAGAUAUUCAUUCAAAAGAGCAGAUCUUGGAACUUGUGGUGCUAGAGCAGUUCCUGACCGUUCUGCCCGGGGACACCCAGACUCUCAUACAGAAGCACCAUCCACAGAGCAUCGAGGAGGCUGUGGUCCUUGUAGAACACUUGCAAAGGGAAACUGGCCAAACAAGGAAUGGGGUUGCAGUCCAGGAGCUGGGAAAGGAGGCAGUGCUCUUGGGAGAAGCAGCAGAGGCCCCAGGCUUCCAGCUGAAGCCAGCAGAGUCCCAGCCAGUGGGCAUGUCCCUGGAGGAAGAAGUUUGGAAUAUACAGCAGGGUCUACAAGAGCCACUGAGCAGGAAUACCCACAAAGAACCUGAGCCCGUAUGUGAGAGGGUGGUGCCUGCUCACCGGAUCCUAGCCUUUCCUGAGCAGACAGACACCAAAGACUGGACAGUGGCACCUGAGCUUGUCUUGCCUGAGUCCCAGAGCUUGUUGACAUUUGAAGAAGUGGCCAUGUAUUUUUCCCAGGAAGAAUGGGAGUUACUGGAUCCCACUCAGAAGGCCCUCUACAAUGAUGUAAUGCAAGAAAACUAUGAGACUGUCAUCUCUCUAGCAUUAUUUGUGCUCCCCAAACCUAAAGUCAUCUCCUGUCUAGAGCAAGGAGAAGAGCCAUGGGUUCAAAGACCCCUGGAGUUCAAGGACAGUUCUCAAGAGCUGCCUACAGGGCUGAAGCUUAGAAAUGACACUGAAAAUAUUCAGUCUCUAUGUCUUUCUGACUUAGAAAUACAAGCACCAGUAGCUAUAGCAUCAAGAAAGGCCAGAUUGAAAGUUCCCCAGAAAACAAUUGGCAAAGAAAAUCAUGGUGAUGUGCAUAGGGUGGGGAAAUUGCACCGAGAUUUUCCGGUGAAGAAAAAAAAGAAACUUUCAGCCUGGAAACAAGAGCUGCUGAAACUUAUGGAUCUUCAGAAGAAAGAACGUGCAGCAGAGAGGCCUUUUAAAUGCCAGGAAUGUGGGAAAAGCUUCAGAGUUAGCUCUGACCUCAUUAAGCACCAGAGAGUUCACACAGAAGAGAAACCAUAUAAAUGUCAACAAUGUGAUAAGAGGUUUAGGUGGAGCUCAGAUCUUAAUAAGCACUUAACAACACACCAAGGAAUAAAACCAUAUAAAUGCUCAUGGUGUGGGAAAGGCUUCAGUCAAAAGACAAAUCUCCACACACACCAAAGAACUCACACUGGAGAGAAGCCCUUUACUUGUCAUGAAUGUGGGAAAAAAUUCAAUCAAAAUUGCCACCUUAUUAAACAUCGGAGAACUCACACAGGUGAGCAGCCUUACACCUGUAGCACGUGCAGGAGAAACUUCAGCAGACGCUCAAGCCUUCUUAGACACCAGAAACUCCACCAGUAAAGGGAAGUUUGUUCAGUGUCCUCAGUCUAAAGAAAUUUAUCAAGUGGAGCUU
This is a messenger RNA of Budorcas taxicolor (takin), 1803 nucleotides long. Its product is annotated as zinc finger protein 75A-like. The record is from RefSeq and is a predicted model, not a curated record. Gene Ontology annotation, biological process: regulation of transcription by RNA polymerase II. Bases 135 to 1751 code for a protein of 538 amino acids. Gene Ontology annotation, molecular function: RNA polymerase II cis-regulatory region sequence-specific DNA binding; DNA-binding transcription factor activity, RNA polymerase II-specific. The transcript is spliced from 7 exons. NCBI's taxonomy places the organism in Eukaryota, Metazoa, Chordata, Mammalia, Artiodactyla, Bovidae.